AUCACUUAGCUUAAUAACAAUCUGUCUUAUUGAGAAAAAAAAAUCAAAAUAUAUUCAAAACUUACGAAAAUUAAAUGGUGAUAUUCUAAAUGUGAUAAUUAAUAGAAGAUGGCUGCAAAACUAUUCAUCCGACUGUUCCCUUCAAGUGUGUGGAAAAAUUUAAAAUCAAUAACAAACAUUACAAGAUCAUUGUCAAAUGAUUAUGUGCGGGUUGAUGAAGUGGGCGAUAAAGGAAUACUAAUGUUGAAUCGGGGAAAUGCAAUGAAUGCAACGAACCUUGAUAUGCUUGAAACACUUUCAACAAAUAUAAAGAAUUGGAGUAAUCAAAAAUCGUUGAUAAUUGUUAAAGGUGUUGCAGGUAAAGCAUUUUCGGCCGGCGGUGAUUUAAGAUCGUUGGUUGAAUCUUCGAGUGAUGUCAGAAGAAAGAUAUUUCGAACCGAGUACGAAAUGAAUCAUGUGAUUGCAAACUUGGAAACACCGUACAUAGCUUUUAUCGAUGGCGUCACAAUGGGUGGCGGUGUCGGUAUUUCAAUAUAUGCCGACUAUUGUAUUGCAACUGAAAACACACUUUUUGGAAUGCCCGAAUCGUCUGUUGGUCUUUUUCCUGAUUGUGGAUCAUCAUACUUCUUCCCUAGACUUAAUGAGAAAAUUGGUUAUUAUUUGGGUCUAACUGGUUUCCGGUUGAGAGGUCCAGAUGUGUUACACGCUGGCAUUGCCACUCAUUAUUGUGACAGUGCAAAAAUUCCAGAGAUGGAAAAGGCCUUACUCAGUUUAAAAGAUGCGAAAAAUAUCGGGAGCGUUAUUGAUGACUAUUGCCAAACGCCUCAAACCGAAUUCAUAUUGACAAAGCACCUUGAUCAGAUCAAUAAAUGCUUUGAUGCCUCUUCGGUAGAAGAAAUUCUGGACAAUUUAGAGAAAGAUAAUAGCGAAUGGGCGAAACAAACAAUCAAUAUGCUUCGGAAACUUUGUCCGACAAGUUUAAAAAUUAUCUUCCGUAAUUUGGAACUCGGAAAAAAUUUAUCAUUAGGAGAAUGUUUACAGAUGGAAUACCGCUUGGCGCUUCGUUUGAUUGCCGGAAAGAACUUUCAAGAGGGUGUUCGAGCCCUGCUAAUAACUAAGGACAACAAUCCCAACUGGGAUCCAUCACGCAUCGAAGAUGUUACCGACGAAUAUUUAUCAUCAUUCUAUAAACCAUUGCCAAAUAAUGAGGAACUGCCGAUAGAUGUUAAAUUGAAUGAGGAUUUUCAUAACCUGACACCAAACAAAUAAAGCGACAAUUUUAAGUAAUAAAUAAUAAUGUAUAAAGAAAUUAUUCUUCAUUUUUACACGUGAAUGGAAAAAGCAA
Contarinia nasturtii (swede midge) is the source of this 1345-nucleotide messenger RNA. Its product is annotated as 3-hydroxyisobutyryl-CoA hydrolase, mitochondrial-like. The coding region runs from base 109 to 1269 and encodes 386 amino acids. Lineage: Eukaryota; Metazoa; Arthropoda; Insecta; Diptera; Cecidomyiidae. The record is from RefSeq and is a predicted model, not a curated record. Gene Ontology annotation, biological process: L-valine catabolic process. Gene Ontology annotation, molecular function: 3-hydroxyisobutyryl-CoA hydrolase activity. Gene Ontology annotation, cellular component: mitochondrion. The transcript is spliced from 6 exons.